Molecule: messenger RNA, 1528 nt
Organism: Rhopilema esculentum
Lineage: Eukaryota; Metazoa; Cnidaria; Scyphozoa; Rhizostomeae; Rhizostomatidae
Product: dual specificity mitogen-activated protein kinase kinase 5
Biological process (GO): MAPK cascade; protein phosphorylation
Molecular function (GO): MAP kinase kinase activity; ATP binding; protein binding
Source: RefSeq, a predicted model, not a curated record
GGCCCUAUCAGGAGUUUUGGAUCAGAAACAAAUUUUUAUAUUAUCGAGGAUGGUGCAUGAUGGCAAAUGGUUUUUUCAACUUUCAGCAAGGCUUUCCAGGAAAUAUUUUUGUUAUACGCAUAAUACUACCUACAGGUGAAGCAACAGAUUGGAGAAUAGAGUCAGAUAUCUCUUUUCACGAUGUAUUGGAUGUGCUCAAUAGAGUUAUGCCAACAGUCUCACCAACUGCUUUUGAAUAUGAAGAUGAAGAAGGAGAUAGAAUAACAGUUCGAAGUGAUGAUGAAUUGCAAGCAAUGAUUCAGUGGCAUCAUUGGGUGAAUUCACAAAGAGUUUGCAAUGGCGUAUCAAAGCUUCCAUUGUUGAUCUACCCUAGAGUUAGCAGAUCUUCAGUCAAAAGAAACAUGCUUGGGCUGACAGUUGAUGUAGAAGCUGCUCCUACACCUCAAGCAAAAAGGGAAGGAAGUGGUGGUGGCUCUAGUGGGAGAAAGCAACCUGGAGAUAUUCAGAAUAUACUUUCAAGUGGCCAGGUGUAUCAACAAGAUAUUCACAAUUUGGAACUGAUGGGCUUUGGAAAUGCUGGCACUGUCUACAAAUGUCUUCAUAUCCCAACACAGCGAAUAAUAGCAACUAAGGUCAUCCCUCUUAAUGUAUCAGUUGAAGUGCAAAGGCAGAUCAUCUCAGAGCUAGAUAUUCUUUUCCAGUGCAAUUCACCAUUUGUCAUUGGUUUUCAUGGAGCAUUCUUUACUGAAAGCAAGAUCUCAAUAUGCACGGAAUACAUGAACGGAGGAUCCCUCGACACAUAUGGUGUUAUACCAGAAGCUGUUUUAGCAAAAAUAUCUGUAUCAGUUGUCAAAGGUUUAGUCUAUUUAUGGAAUUUAAAAGUUAUGCAUAGAGAUGUAAAACCAUCAAAUAUGCUUGUGAAUACCGAUGGAAAAGUAAAACUUUGUGAUUUUGGUGUUAGCAUUCAAUUAGUCAAUUCAAUUGCCAAAACCUAUGUUGGUACCAAUGCCUAUAUGGCGCCUGAGAGAAUCAGUGGAGAAGAGUAUGGAAUUCACUCUGACAUUUGGAGUUUGGGUAUCUCGUUUGCAGAGAUGGCGACUGGACACUUUCCGUAUGCAUCGGACACACGAAAACAGGAUGAUGAUUUGCGCGUUCUUCCUAUCGACUUGCUUCAAUGCAUUGUGCAUGAGGAGCCUAUCCCACUUUCAAGAGAGCAAUUUGGAAACGAUUUUGUGGACUUUGUUUCACGAUGUCUCAGCAAAGCCCCUCAUUAUCGGCCCAAUCCAGAGCAAUUGCUGGAACACGCCUUGAUAAAGAAGAACGACGAUAAUAAAGAUGAUGUUAUUGCUGCGUUCGUUGCUCAGCGACUAGCAGAAAGAGAAGGCAUGGAGCAUUAGUUACUUGAAUUCAAUUGCAAGGCAUUUAAAUAGCCACGAAUAUUAAUUGUAAAUAGACACAGUGUAAAAGGAAUUAAUUUUUGUAUACAGGAAUAUAACGUAUUUUAGCAAUAGCAAUAAUAGUGAGUUCA